GGUUUAUGUCAUGGUGAUUAUGCACGAAAUUCGAAUUCGUUCAACUUUUUCAUUGUGACGUUGUGUAAAUAAAUUACCAAUAAAUAUACAAAAAAAUGUUAAAUUGUUAGUGUUGAAUAAUUAGACUUGCAAUGGUACAGUCGAAGCUUAUACAGAGAAUGAGGACGCCGCGCGGCAGGCCGCAACACCUGACGUGUCCGCCUCCGCCCCCGUCGCAACUCCACUCCGCCGACCUAGCGGGCCGUCCGAAGCGGACUGAUCUGUGGCGCGUGACAGUGAAGAAAGAGGCCGAGGAAGAGGACGUAAUCGACCUCGGGGCUCCACGCCAAGUCUACACCGCAGGCAUCGCGGUGGGUGCUGCUGCUGCACCGCGCGGCCUCCGCUCCGCGUACACGCCCAACCCUCGCCUGUACCCGGGCCCGCCGAAGCGUCAAGUCCAAACUAAACAGAAGCGCAAAAAUAGCGGUAGCCGCAAGAACGUAACAUAUCGGCGGUCCGUACCAAACUCGCGUCUGUACCGACCCGCGCCGCCGAAACCACCCCCUCCCCCAGCUAAACCACGCACCGUCUGGCACCCUCCCGUACAGGGGAAGCUAGAUACAGCAUCCCGCGCCGCGCUUCGGCUCAUCGGGGUCAUCAGACCCCGCCCACCGAGCCCCGGCCCAUCUGACCUCCGACCUCCUAGCGGUCUGUCCUGGUCGGAUCAGACUGAAGCAUCAGUGCCUACGCGACCUGGGUCGCGGCCUUUGCUAAAAAAACUUAGUCCGAUCAGUCAGAGCAGGGCACCGUCGCCGGCUGUAUUUCGGAAGCUUAUUGUAAAGCUGCCAGCGGCGGCGGGCGACGGGAACCCGAGCGAGCCGAGCGAGCCGAGCCUGCGCUACCGUCCCUUUAGUCAGCACUUCCGGGACCGGGAGCUGGGCUCGCGGGACUCGACGCCAACGGGUGGACGCGUGAUUCAGCAAUCGACACGAGGCAAUAUGGACACCACGCCGCGACACUCCACUAGUCCCGAGGACUGCUCGGAGGGAAAUGAUCCGCAGUCGGCGCCCAGCGAGUUCCUUGCUGAGUUCCUAUCAGCGAUAAUGCGUCGUCAAUACGCCGAAGCGCUAAAGUACUGUCGGCUGAUCCUCCAAUACGAGCCGCGCAACGCCACCGCGCGCGGUUUCUACCCGCUGCUUCAACAGAAGCUGGCGCAGCAGAGCCCGAGGACCAGCGACAAGACCUCACCACCGAGGACUCGGCACCAGCGUUCCAAAGCUAGCCGCUCCCCUGACUUAGGAGGUGCGUCCAGCGGUGCCAACUCUGGAGCGUCCUCGCCUGUGCCACAGGGUCUUUUACCACAUGAGGUGAUGGAGCAGGAGGCAGACUCGCUCUCAUGUUCAGAAGCUCGGCCCGGCAGCGCGGGCAGCAGCGAGCGAAGCGAGGCAGAACCCGGCCUAGGCUCAGUUUCUUCGCAAUCCUCAUUAGAGUUGGAUUCUUCUGCCGCACACUCCUCGCCCAGCCUGUCGCUCAGCCGCCGCACUGACAGCGUAUCGGCGUCCGGGUCGGGGUCGGGCACGUGGGACAGCUCGGGCUCGGGCGCGCGCGACGACAACGGCAACCCCGCCUCCGCGUCCGCGCACAAGCCCAACACCGCCGCCGACCAUAACUCAUACUUGUGCGACGCGGAGAACAACCCGCCGAGCGCGUCCACCGCGGCCCGCUCGCCGCGCCGCGCCGCCCGCGCCGCCCGCGCCGCGCGCGCGCCGCCGCUCACGUUGCAGAGCGAGCAGUCCACGGAGUCGCUCCGGCGGCUGCGCGCGCAGUUCGCCUGCUCCAUCAAGUGAGCAGCCAACCCUAGCUGUGGUCUUGUAACUCGUCUGUAAUAAGUAUAAGUUCCCGCUGUACUAAACACUGUUUACUGUA
Messenger RNA from Cydia splendana, 1905 nucleotides. RefSeq names its product serine/arginine repetitive matrix protein 1. Gene Ontology annotation, molecular function: protein binding. The record is from RefSeq and is a predicted model, not a curated record. The coding region runs from base 132 to 1826 and encodes 564 amino acids. Lineage: Eukaryota; Metazoa; Arthropoda; Insecta; Lepidoptera; Tortricidae. The transcript is spliced from 10 exons.